Suhomyces tanzawaensis NRRL Y-17324 is the source of this 3472-nucleotide messenger RNA. RefSeq lists its product as uncharacterized. The record is from RefSeq and is a predicted model, not a curated record. Gene Ontology annotation, biological process: protein localization to kinetochore; mitotic spindle assembly checkpoint signaling; mitotic sister chromatid biorientation. Lineage: Eukaryota; Fungi; Ascomycota; Pichiomycetes; Serinales; Debaryomycetaceae. Bases 353 to 3421 code for a protein of 1022 amino acids. The transcript has a single exon.
GAAGUUCCAAAACGGCUGGGGCACUGGAGGUUCUCCCUUCCCCCCACCACUGCCCAGAGAAUAGUAUACGUUCAAUGAUAGUUGUUAAUACGAACACAUACUUUCUUCAUUGGGCUGUUAACUAAGAGCGAAUAAAGACUACUAUUAGCAGAGCGUCCCGUAAUAGAGCACCAAGCACACCUAUACUACUUAGAGCUAACACUCCACCACAACCCUUGAGCGCUGCUCUCCUCUUCUCUCUUCUGACCUCUUCUGCCCUCUACCACCACCUCCUAACUAUUCCCUGAUCUGCCGCGGCUAUCACAGAAUCCACCCGAAACGCGUCGCAUGUAAACACAACACAUCUCUUCCUAUGAACGAUAAAGAAAACGAGGACCCGCUGGCGGCAGCCAUGGCAGACAAAGCAAGGAACCCCUCCAAGAGCAUCCUCAAGGACAACACGCUCCCCAUUCCCGCCAACAAACGACGGGUCUCGUUUGCCCCCGAGGUGACUCUCCACAAGUUUGAUUUCGUACCCUACUCCGACCCCAAACGACGCAAGACCAUUGCAGAGCCUCCCAGCAGUCAGGACUACUCGAGCAGUGAGGCCGAAGAGGGCGUUUUGCCAGCAGAUGACGGUUUGGAGCUCCUCCAGGACAGCUCGGACCUCGAGGAAGAUGACAGCUUCAGCAAGCUCGAGAAUGAGGCUGAUUUGGUGGUGGAUUCAUUACGCCAGUACCACAACGGACCUGAAUCUGAAGAUGAACACCCAGAAGGAGCUACAUCGGUGCCAGGUGCUGAAAGUGUGCCAGAAGAGGAACAAACCAUGGAAUUAACCGGGCAAUUCACCGCUAGUUUGGAUCACCCUGCAGUGCCCACCGCCUGGCCAUCAUUGCAUCUGGAAAGUGUGGACAACGAGGAAUUAACAAUGGAAUUAACAGGUCAGAUAAGUGUCAAUACCCUCCUGUCGCCAGGUCCACAGCCAGUAGCCACCACAGAACCGGGUCUGUCCAGCUCAGAUGAAGAUGCAGAUGAAGAAAGCGAUAUGGAAUUGACGGGUACCCAAAGAGUCGAUCCAGCCAUCCCAUUGGAGCUUAAAAACACCGAUGAUGCCCAAGAAAUCACCAUGGACAUCACCAAUGUUCCCAUGACUUUUCCUGACGAAGUCACGAUGGAUAUCACCAAUAUUUGGUCGGUUACAAAAUCAACCACUACCCAGAUAGAAACCACACAACCUUCAAAUACCCCCAUAAUCCCUGGGGCGGAUCCAGUAGCAGAACCACAAGAAUUGUCAACUGAAUCCUCUUCAAAGAUCGAAAAUAAUGUUCAUUCCCCACAAGACGACCCUAAUACCAGCACAUCAAACAACCAAGAAUUGAACUCUAAGUUGGAAUCGUUGAAGCUCGCCAACUCCUUGGAGUCCCCAAAGAAAAUUAUACCGCCAGAAUCCCAUCCUGACCUAGAGGAUGAAGAACAAACUAUGGAGUUUACACAAGUAGCUGGUACCAUAUUGGUACCCCAAGACUCUGCUGAACCUGCUAUGGACCUUACACAAGUCGCCUCUACAAUAAUACCCAACGAGACACUUGUACAUAAGGAUACCAUGAAGGAAACCGAUGAAUCAAACAUAACUGAGAAUGAAGGCAAAGGUUCCAAAGAACAGGUUUUUGAACCCAACACAGCCACUUCACCUGAACGUAGCGACCAGGAAAAUGUGGCAAUUGUUGAAGCCUCGCCUAUUAAACUGCAUACGUCCUCCGUGACUUCUGAUGGACUUCAUGAACCAGAGGAGAAAGAUCCUUCAAAGAACAUCCAAUCUCCUUCAUCACAAUCUAGUGACUAUGGGUCGCAACCAAUGCAACUCACUCAAGAGAAUCAAGUCUUAUCAAAACCAAAAAUUGAUGAGCCUGAUCAAAAUGAAGCAAAUAUUUCCACUGAAAGUAUCCAACAAAGGUUGAUAACUACCACAACAAAAGUUCCUUUAACUGAUGCGGAUGCAAUUGAAAAUUCUCAAGAAGAUGAGGAAUACGAAGAUGAUAAUUACGUCCCAGUGACUUUGAAUCAAUUUAUGCAAGAUAUUGGGAUCAAAUUUUACGAUGACUUAGAUAUUGAUGUUUACUUAACGAAGAGAAUAAGUAUCACCACAAAUAGCAUCGAUGAAGAGGAUUCCAAACUCUCUGAUUACAUGCGGGCAUAUUCAAAGUUGGAACUUCUUGCUCUAUACCAAUUCAGCUGCGAGGAAUUGAGCAAGAAUAUCCAAGAAGGGAAAAAGGUAUUCUCGGAGUAUAAUGCUAUGAUAGAAUCCAAUAACCCAGCUUUGUUUCGGGAGUACUACUCAUACAACUUUCAAGAAAGAGCUGGUAUGAACGUCAAGUUGCAGCUUAUCAAAGAUUUUACUCGGCAUCAGUCAAAGGUCACAUGGUAUGCAUGGAGAAAACAGUUAACUGUGAAUUUGAUCCAAGAACUUGAGACCAAGUAUAAUGCACUUCUAGAGGACAAGGUUAAUUUCACUCAGGACAUCACACGCGUGGAUGAAAUAUACAAUAAGGCCUUGAAGGUCUAUGCUUCAUCAAAAGACAAACUAAAAAGCUUAGUGAGACUCAAAGGACAGUUGAAUGUGUUGGAUAUCCAGAAGCUUCAGGAAUUGAAAAGCAAUUUGGCAAAGUCGUCUACUGAGCUAAUCCAGCUACAAAAGGAUAUCAAGUUGAAAACUCAGAGUUUAAAUGAUCUUGAAACUAGGAUUUCAGAGAACGACAGAAUAAGAAAGACUUUAGCAAGUGAAAUACUAGCAGAGGAAUCGAUUGUAAACAACAACAGAAAAUACGAGCUUGAAGAAGUUAAGGUAUUGAAUUUGAAGUUCAAGAUCUUGCAACAUGUAUCCAGACUUCACUUUCACCCUGCCUCGGACUCUUUGCAUUUCUUGUUUGAUAGUUCUGCAUGGUUGAAAUUCCAAAAACGUUCAAAGGUUGAACAGAGCAUUAGUUUUAAACCCUUCAAGGACUUAAACCUUCAUAUUGAUUGGCUUUUUGAAUCUUUUGUUAAUCAAAAAGUAGUUCCGUCUAAUUUCCUGAAUGUGCAAAACUUCAAAUCAUUUGUGAAAUCAUGGAAUUCAUUCAAAGAGCUUGAUAUUGAUGUGUACAAGUUAAGUCUCAAAUACCCGAUCGAACCUAUUGUGUCAGGCCAAGAGUUGGCAUUCCAAUUGACUUAUUAUAAUACUUUGAGAGACUACAAGCUUCGUCUCAAGUUUACCAUUGAUUGGGCGCAGUUGACCGAUUAUUGGCAGCAGGCAAAAGUCGAGGGCCAUAUAAUCAGGAACAGGAAUGCUGUUGACGCUGCAAUUAUGAAAGAGGAUAUUUUGCAAGAACUUGGCUAUGCCAGCUUGAUUGAACAAACAGUCAUCGAACGCAUGAGUUUUGAUGAUCAGAAAUUUGAAUCUAUUUGAAGAUUUUCAAAUACAAUCAAGUAUGUAUUUUAGUGUAUAUUAUGUAAUAUA